AUGUCGACCAAACAGUACAAACAAGCAGGCGAGGACGUGUGGAAGAACAGAACCGAGAAGAUCAAUGCGGAGCUCUUCACACUCACCUACGGCGCCCUGGUCAUCCAGCUGAUCAAGGACUACGAAGAUUAUGCAGAAGUCAACAAGCAACUCGACAAGAUGGGCUAUAACAUCGGCACCAGGUUGAUAGAAGACUUUCUUGCGCGGACGAAUCUCUCGAGGUGCUCUGACUUUCGCGAGGUAGCGGAAGUAGUCAGCAAGGUCGGCUUCAAGAUGUUUCUCAACAUCACACCGACGGUGGUCCAUCACGACGAGACAGGCGCAUCAGCAGCCAUCACGGGACAGCCGUCAGCAGCGGCAUCGGCACAAGCGUCGGCGGGGACAAGAGAGUUCAGCUUGAUCUUGGAGGAGAACCCAUUGGCCGAGUUUGUCGAGCUUCCGAAGGAUGCAAGGGCGGGAGGGCUAUGGUUCAGCAACGUCUUGGCCGGGGUGUUGCGAGGAGCGCUCGAGAUGGUGCAGAUGCAGACCGAGUGCUACUUUGUGUCGGAUGCACUUCGAGGAGAUGAUGCCACCGAAAUUCGAGUACGAUUGAUCAAGCACCUGGACGAAGAGGCGCCCAUCGCAGACGAUUAA
Kalmanozyma brasiliensis GHG001 is the source of this 633-nucleotide messenger RNA. Its product is annotated as Transport protein particle (TRAPP) component. Gene Ontology annotation, cellular component: TRAPP complex; cis-Golgi network membrane; cytosol. NCBI's taxonomy places the organism in Eukaryota, Fungi, Basidiomycota, Ustilaginomycetes, Ustilaginales. The record is from RefSeq and is a predicted model, not a curated record. The coding region runs from base 1 to 633 and encodes 210 amino acids. The transcript has 2 exons. Gene Ontology annotation, biological process: endoplasmic reticulum to Golgi vesicle-mediated transport; intra-Golgi vesicle-mediated transport.